Molecule: messenger RNA, 2457 nt
Organism: Fonsecaea multimorphosa CBS 102226
Lineage: Eukaryota; Fungi; Ascomycota; Eurotiomycetes; Chaetothyriales; Herpotrichiellaceae
Exons: 1
Coding region: 1-2457 (818 amino acids)
Source: RefSeq, a predicted model, not a curated record
AUGAUGGUCUUCGCCACCCCUUUACCUGGAGGUCGAGGUCGAGGUCGAGUCCGUCGAUAUCUUACCUGGAGAUCGGCACCGACGCUGACACUGACGCUGACGUUGAUCGUGGUCACGCUGCUUGCGGUCCUCAUCUUUAUCCUCCUUCUGUCACAGCGCGGGUUCAUGCGCUGGACGUCCAAGUCAUCACGGACUGCGCUCUCGGAGGGACUCCAAGGGGUUUUGCAGAGCUACGCGGCUCAAGUCGUCGUCGUCAAUGCCAGCACGCAUCCGCACCUGUUCUCUCCCGUGGUCUCAAAGCCGCAGGACAUGCCCCUACCAAUGGCAAACUCUCUGAUCAUGCAGUUCACGCACUGCCCCCUGGCGCCGAAUCCGUAUACAUCACAUAUCCGCUUACCGAACGUGCUGUACAAUAUCAGUCUCGUAUCUCCUCCACAUGCACCAGAACAUCGGGAGCGAAGUGAGAGCAGCUCCGAGAAGAGCUCCAACGAUGACGCAGAUACACAAGGAAAGGAAACAAAAACGCGCUUCUUCAACCCGGCCAUCAUCGCCCUCCCACACUGGUCCGGGCGCGUGAAAUAUGUCCUCGUCUCCCGCCUCGUCACGACGGGAUUCCAUCAGGAGUCGCACAUCUGUUUGGCGGAUAUCUGUCAUCCUCCUCUUCAGCAGUCUUCACCGUUACCGCAUUCAGUCUCGAGAUCCUUCCCGCUGGAACGCAGCAGCAAUAACGCUACUUCAACUGCCCUUCUUCAUCUUGCAGGUGGUCCCGCCGACGCUGAUCCUGCUGCCCCACAACGCCUCGAAAGACGGCAACGGCAGCCUCGAUCCCAACAAGCUCUAUCCCCCGGGCCAGACACCAGCCCCUGCUCCUCCUUUGACCUCUCUGAUUCCCGACUCGGCGCGCACGGCGGCCUACGCUGCCUGACAACCCCACGAAAGAUCAACAUCCCCCCAACCCCGGCGGAGAACUGUACCGACUCGUGGCUCGCGUUUCCCGACAUCCCGGGCUUCCACGACCCUAGAGUCUUUUGGAGCGGGAAAGGGGAGCCUCUGAUCCUGGUGAAUAGCGCCAGUCGCUACGGGUGCGUCGGGCUCUGGAUCGUGGAUUUGAGAAAGGUUUACCCGGAACUCGAGGGUGUUUUGGAUCGUGAGCACCACAACCACCACCAGGCGAUCGAUGGAGCAAAGGUGAAAGCGAGGGAUACGGAAACCGGGUUGCAGACAGAAGAGGAUCAAGCGCGCAGAGGUACCGUCCACAGAGGAUCUCUCGGCGUGAAGCCUUUGAUGAGUUACCCCCAUCUCACCGAGAUCACACGAAACCCCAGGGAAAGCCGGGCGCGUGUGGAGAAGAAUUGGAUGCUCUGGUUUCCGAGUGCCGGUGAGGCGUACGUCCAGUAUAACCUGAUCAGCCAGCAGGGCACAGGAGAGGCGGAAGAGGAAGAAGGGUUCAAAAACGAGAUGGAGAUGCUGGCAAGACUCGGAUUGAAUAAUGCCACCACCAACGCCCUUCUCCGCCUUGCCACCAAUAAUGCCACGAACCAUACUGCAGCUUUCUCAACAACACUCCACCACACAAGCUCCUCCCGAAGGUGGACAGAAGAAAGAAGACAGACCGAUAAGAAGGGAAGAGGACGCACCUUUGCCAAACUCACCGGCAACGGCUUCACCACGCCAAACCUCACCUCGGCCCUCGAGAAGCCCUGCUUCUCCGAGAAGGAAGGACACUUUACAGACUCCCUUGGCAACAGCGGCCACUGGCACCAAGGCUCCAACUCGCUACGAUUGAUCCUCUGCACAAGGGCACAGGCGAGGAGUGGUGAUUCUGCUUGCAAGGAUGACGAGAGCGCGAGCGCCAAUGGCACCGCCGUGACUAUUGGUCGCUCUGUCCACUUUGCAAUCAUGCAUCGAAAGUUCAGCAACGAGUUGGAUUUGCCGUUACGGUAUGAGCGAUAUGUGGUUGUGUGGGAAGGGAGGGAGCCGUUCCAGAUGUUAGGGGUGAGUCGGUUCCCGUUGUUGAUGAGGAACGAGAAGGCCGGGCCGUGGACGGAGGAGGAAAACUGGCCCCAUCAGCCCAAGGAAAAAGGAUGGAAUGCGACCAAGGAGCAUGUACUACAUGAAAAGAAGGGAGGGAGGGUGGUUAGAAGGGGCGAUGAAGAGCUGUAUGGGAAUGAGGCUGAACAAGAGGACGAUGACUUUGUCAAAAGUCAAGCUUACUUCACUUACACACCAAGUCUGGCAUGGGCGUGGAGGCCUCAUUCUGCAGCGGCAAAUCAGGAAGAGGAGGAUGAUGAUGUCGAAUACAUGUCGCAGUUGGGGACGGGAUAUUUGGGCGACGACGUGUUGAUCGGAAUCGGACUGGAAGAUGUGAGCCAGGCUUUUGCAAGGGUCAAGGUCGACGAUCUCUUGCAAUGUUUGAGGUUGUGUCCUGGGGUCAAAGUCGCCGACGAGGCAAGCUAG